Dermatophagoides farinae (American house dust mite) is the source of this 3290-nucleotide messenger RNA. NCBI's taxonomy places the organism in Eukaryota, Metazoa, Arthropoda, Arachnida, Sarcoptiformes, Pyroglyphidae. The record is from RefSeq and is a predicted model, not a curated record.
CUCUUUCUUUCUUCUCUGGAAUCUUCUGGAUUUUCAAUUUCGGUGACACAAGCCAAACCAAUGUGUAUGUGUGUGCAUCGUAUAUUAUCUGUCUCGUCUUUCCGUCGUCGAAAUUAUUAUUAUUGCUCAAAUUAUUUUAGUUUUCUAUCGAUCAUCAUAAACACAAAUACAUACUCUCUCUCUCUCACACACACACAUAUAUAUUACAUACUCUCAAAUAAAUAAAUAACGAGAUAACGACAAAUUGUUGCAUUCGUCUGCUUUUUUAUCAUAAUAAUUGGAUAUUAUCAUAAAAAUAAUAUAAUAAUAUAUAUAUGAGAAUUGCAAUGGAAGUUACGUUAUCGGAAUUUAUAGCCAAAACUUCAUGCGAUCCCGGUCUAGCACAAGAUUUAUUAAAUCAUCAUGGCUGGAAUUUAGCAGCAGCAUUGAAAAGCUAUUAUCCAAUGAAUGAUAUAAUUACAUCGACGUCUUUGACGGAUCAUAAUGAUGAUGAUGAUGAUGAUAAUGCUGUUAAAAUGAAUGGUUCGAAUUCAAAAGAAUCAUUAGCAACAACCAUACCGCCCCUAACAACAUUGAAUGAAAUAAAUGGUCAUUGUUGUAAUCAUUUAAUGACAAAUGUUAAGGAUACGUUUCUAAUACCGAAUAAAUGUACAUCCGAACCAUCACUAUCAUCACAAUCAUCCGAUGCAUGUGAUUCAUCUGUGCUGUCAACACCGACUAAAUUUACAUCGUUCAAAUAUCAUCGUAAUGGAGAUUCUUUUCCAGAUAAAAAACUAAGCCGCGGUAUAUCACGAGCUUCGGAUAAUGAAAAUCUCAUUUCGAAAGCACGAUUAGAAGUAGCCGAAGAUUUCAAAACAUCACAUCGUGGUAGUCGCCUGUUGAAUAUUGAUAAAUUGAUUGAAACACCAGAAUUUACUUUUACAUUACCCGAUAUACAUAGACAUGAAGAUGAAUUCUAUGAAUUUCUUCGUAAAGAUUUGAUUGAAAAAUCUGCGAAAGCAUCGUUGGAAUCAUCUAAAAGGCUGAAUUGGUGGUCAGAUAUAUGUCAUCGUUUAUAUCCUCUAGUCACUACAGGUGAUGGCAAUUGUCUGUUGCAUGCUGCUUCAUUGGGAAUGUGGGGCUUUCAUGAUCGAGGUCUCAUCCUACGAAAAGCGCUUCAUCUUAUGUUGGCCAACAGUUCAUAUACACAAGCAUUUUAUCGUCGUUGGCGUUGGCAAACACAUUUUCAGAAUUCCAAAGCCGGUCUAUCAUUAUCCGAACAUGAAUGGGAAAAGGAUUGGGAUUCAAUCGUACGUCUGGCGUCGACUGAACCAAGAUCGAAAAAUUAUGAUUCUAGUAAUGAAAUGACCGGUGCUGGUGGUAAAAAAGCACCACAGGAUGAAUAUGAAGAGAAAUCCUACAUAUAUGAAAGUUUGGAAGAAAUUCAUAUAUUUGUAUUGGCUCAUGUAUUACGAAGGCCAAUCAUUGUCAUUGCUGAUACGAUGCUCAAAGACUCAAAGGGUGAAGCAUUUUUCCCUAUACUCUUGGGUGGAAUCUAUUUACCGCUUGAAUGUCCUGAUGAUUGCCUGAUGAAAUCACCGCUCUGUUUGACAUUUGAUGCGGCACAUUUUUCAGCGCUAGUAGCAAUGAACAUUGAAUCACCAUUGAUUAAUUCGAAGGAAUGUCUACCAUGGGCAAUACCAUUAAUGGAUGUUGAUCACAAUGUUCUUCCAUUACAUUUCGCUAUCGAUCCGGGUAAAGAAGUUUUCAUCGAAAAUAAUAAAUCAAACAUUGAUACCACCCUCAAUGAUCUGGCCAAGACAUUAGUGUUAACCGAACAGGAUAAAAUUGAAUUAUUGAAAAAAUAUUUCGACAUUCUGACACUCGCACAUAAGAAAGAAAAUUGUAUUGAAAAAGAAAUACCCAUCAUUGUUACAUCGGCUGCCUCUGAUGUUGCAACUGAUUCUUCAACUUCAAUUCCUGCAAGUCUUCCAAAAACAAGCACAACAAAACAAUUAACUGAAAAAUCGCAAACACUUCCAUCUAAUUUUGGUCGUAAAAAUGGUGAAUUUUCCUCAUUGAUCAAUGGAGGUGGUGGUGGUGGUGAUGAGCGAUAUAAAUCUCGAGCCAAACAAUUAUUACAGAAACCAUUUCAAACAUUUGGAAAAAUGGGCAAGAAAAUUAAACGCAAUCUUGGCCAUCUGGCACGACGGUCAACAUCAUUUCGAUUGACAGGAAAAUCCUCUAUGGAAAAUGGUCCAAUCGAAGUGAUUGAAGAAAAUGAACAUAAUAAUGACGAAUCAAAUACUGCCAAUGAUAAUCAAUCUACUAUGAACAGUAACAACAAAAUCAAUCGAAUCGAAUCGAUAAUCAAUACAGAUAAUUCAAUUUUUUAUUGCGAUACAAAUGUUUUAGCUGCCAAAUUAUAUAUGAACAAAAAAUUAUCCUAUCAUGAUGAAUUAAUCAAGAAUUAUCUAACUACAGCACGUGUACGGUUUGAAAAUGAACGUGAACAACGACGAUUAAAAGAAGCGGAAAAAGCAUCGACAGCAGCAGCUGAAAAACAAACAGCAUCUAAAUCAUCGAUUACAUCAACAAUAAGUUCAGCCUCUUCUUCCUCAUCAUCAUCGUCAUCUUCCGCUUCAUCGCUUUCGGAUGCUGAAUCUAUUUCAAAACUUGAUCAAAUCGAUAACUCAUCAUCGAAUUAUUAUUAUAAUUGUGUAAACAAUGGCUGUGAAUCUAAAUCAACACCGGAAACAAAUUAUCUUUGUCGAUCAUGUUUUGAUGAACAGAAAAAAGCUUUGCUCAGUAAUGGUUUCGGUUCAAAGUCAUCAGACAUUAUCGAUGAUAAUGGAAUAAAACAACCACAAGAAAAACAUGUUAAUGUUGAAAAACCACCGAAACUUGAAAAAAUCAACAAAAUAAUGGAAGGUGAUGAUGAUGAUGAUGAUGAUAUUACAAGACAAAAAUUAUCGAAUCAAAUUUCAACAAAAACUACCGCUGCUGCUGUUGCUGCUGCUACCGCCACUACAAACGAUCGUUGCAUCACGAAUGUGUGAUAUUUAUCCAAAUUCAUCAUUAUAAUCGAAAAAUUUUUAUUUUUUCAGGAACCGAAACACCCUCCUCCUCAUUUGCUCGAUAAACAUAAACACAAGUACACAAUUGAUACAAUCAAUCAAAACAACAACAACAACAACAAAAACAAAAGAUAUUCACACCCUGUAUUUUGUUCAACCAAUUAAUAUACAAACAUCCACUAAUGAGGAUCAUUUCAUAUUAUAUAAUUAAUAAUAAUGACCAUAUACUAUAUA